Molecule: messenger RNA, 709 nt
Organism: Trematosphaeria pertusa
Lineage: Eukaryota; Fungi; Ascomycota; Dothideomycetes; Pleosporales; Trematosphaeriaceae
Exons: 1
Coding region: 1-588 (195 amino acids)
Source: RefSeq, a predicted model, not a curated record
AUGUCCAACCUCUCCCUCUCCCCCUCCGAAAUCCGCCUCGCAACCGCAACCCUCGCCUGCAUCGCCGCUCUCCUCCCAACCAUCUACCUCCUCCGCAGCUCCAACAAACCCCCGCGCGACUCAACACCGCACAUGCGCACCUUCCGCAAAUUCAUCGCCGCCUACCCCACCCUGCGCCCGCAAGCCCUCGCCGCCCACGCCUCCGCCGACUUCACCCACACCGUGCUCCCAUCCUCGCUCAAUCUCCCCUCGCGCGGUCUCGAGCCCUUCCAGCAGCACGCCGCGAUGAUAUUCUCCCUGUUUUCGGACUUCAGCAUGGUGCCGCAGCCUGAGGGCUCGCCGCGCGCGGUGCAUUUUUGCGCGGAUACGGGCACGGUUGUUGCGCAUUGUAGGAUGGGUGGGAGGGUUGAUACGGCGAGCGAGAAGGGGAGGGUGUUAGUGGAAGGCGGGGUGCUGGAGUGGUGGACGGAGUGUGUGCUUUUUGUGCGGAUGAGUGGGGAUGGGGGGAGCGUUGUGGAGGUUAGGGAGUUUGUGGAUAGUGGGAGGGCGGGGGAGUUAAAGGGGAGGUUGAGCGGGGUGUUGGGGUAGGUGGAGGGAUUGGGAUCUAUCUCGCGUGUAUGUUGUGCGUCCCACAGGGCGCAGUCACUUUCUAGCCUGGAGACUUCCCCAUCGCAGAGAACUGGUCGCGUGGUAAUAGAAUACUUUCAAG